UUGGAAUCCCAGCAAGAAACCUGGCCCGUGCCUGUGGGUUGUCGCAGGCUCAAUCCAGUGAGCCAAAAGUGCUGCUAUGGAAGGGUUAUCUCCAAGUUCCGACCAUGCAUUCGCCCCAAAUGUGGCUUUUUGUACUACAACCCUCUGAACCAGAAGUGCUGCUUUGGAAGGGUCAUCUCCAAGUUCCGACCAUGCAUUAUUCGCCCCAAAUGCGGUCUUGUAUACUACAACCCACUGAGCCAAAAGUGCUGCUAUGGAAGGGUUAUCUCAAAGUUCCGACGAUGCAUUCGCCCCAAAUGCGGUCUUGUAUACUACAACCCACUGAGCCAAAAGUGCUGCUAUGGAAGGGUUAUCUCAAAGUUCCGACGAUGCAUUCGCCCCAAAUGCGGUCUUGUAUACUACAACCCACUGAGCCAGAAGUGCUGCUUUGGAAGGGUCGUCUCCAAGUUCCAGCCAUGCGUUCGCCCCAAAUGUGGCUUUUUGUACUACAACCCACUGAGCCAAAAGUGCUGCUUUGGAAGAGUCGUCUCCAAGUUCCAGCCAUGCGUUCGCCCUAAAUGCGGCCUUGUAUACUACAACCCACUGAGCCAAAAGUGCUGCUAUGGAAGGGUUAUCUACAAGUUGCAGCAAUGCGUUCGCCCUAAAUGCGGCCUUGUAUACUACAACUCACUGAGCCAAAAGUGCUGCUAUGGAAGGGUUAUCCCAAAGUUCCGACCAUGCGUUCGCCCCAAAUGUGGCUUCUUGUACUACAACCCACUGAGCCAGAGGUGCUGCUAUGGAACGGUUGUCUCAAAGUUUGUAGUAUGCAAACCUCGCGCCAGAUGUGGAAAAUAUUUUUAUUCCCCUCUGAUUCAGAAAUGCUGCUCUUACCCGAUACGUGUUGUGCCCAAGUUGGCCUCAUGCUACAUUAAAGGUUAGCAGUCUGAAUACGAUGCAAAGAGGACUUUGCACGAACAUUUCAGGCGAAAAAUAGAACAUACAAUUUUCAAAUACUAUCGAUAAAUAAGUUACUUUUUUGUCCGUUUAUUUAUAACUUUUACAAUGCUAGUGGUAAAAGCUUUUUUUAGUCUUAAGAUCUUCUGGCGUUUUACAUUAUGCUGACGUGUAAGGGCUUUGACUGUGGUAAUAAUUAAAAGAGUUAUUAAAGGUGUUAAAAGUGUUAUUAUUCUGGCGUAAGAAUCUCUGACGAUCAUUACUGAUCUUCGAUAGCCGUUUCGAUGUUAACAAAGUUUUAACUAAUGCUAUACGAACGUUAUGGAGAUAUUUUUGGACGAUAAUUUGGGCGUGAAAAAUGCAGUAAAAUUUGAGCGAAGGCAAACUAGUUGCUAUCUUGAUAUAGAAACCGAAAGACUUUGGAGAUGCAGUUUUCCUUCACAGUAAUUUCAUUCGAUUUGCAAAUGCUCGAGGUUCUCUGGUUGGGUUUUUGGAAAAGAAUGUGAUCUACCCCUAAAAGUGUUAAUGAUUUGAAAAUCGCCCGAAGACUUUUGAUAAGUUGGACAUCUUGGGCUAUCAUCCUUUUAUCAUCCCUGACGCAAUUUGUCCAGACCUAAGUACGUACAGCUAUAAUGACGGGAUCCCGUCUAACUGGGGGAUGAAGAUUUUCAGUGUACCUACACUCGCCGAGCCAGCCGUAAACCAAACCAACAACAGGACAGCGGAUAACACACUAUUCAUGGGGACUGCUUCCAAUCUAUUUGUAAACAUGGUCGGGUUUCUGCUCGCCUCUUUCAAUGCUGCCAUAAAAUUCACCUUAGCAAUUAAGUUAGCCAGCUCGGCAAAUAAAACCUGCACAGCUCAUGUAAUCACCGGCCAGACAGGUUUGGAUUCUACAUUUCAAGCCGUGGAUUUUGGAUUCCAGGUACUGGAUUCCAGUGUUUGUCAGUGGAACUUGGAUCAGUCUAGAUUCCAAUAGUUAGUGGGAUUCCAGAUUCCUUGAGCUGUAUUCCGGAUUCUAAAGCCCAGUAGUCCGGAUUCCACCAGUAAAAUUUACCCAAAUCACGGAUUUCCCAAGCAAAAUUUUCCCGGUUUCUGAAAUCCAGGAUUCCCUUUUAUUGGAUGACAUGUCAUCAGGACAAUGAAAACUUGUAAGGUAAUGGAAAAAAAUGCGCUAAAAUUUUGUCUCAAACUUCGUGUUUUGGGUCAGAUUCUUUACCUGGUAAGUUGUGAGUAUUUCUCCAAGUUUUAUUUUCACGUAAAAAGCAUGUGUAUUAUAGACCGAUCUAAAUAGCGUCUUUUUAACCACUGCCAUUCUCACUUAAUCCUAUUUUCUAUCACCUUUAGCAUGGCUUCCUGCGGGGCAAAUCUAUAGCACCACAACCACUGGAGGUUUGCUAUGUAAAUUUUGCUGGACUUGCUGGCUAGAGCGAGAGGAAGUGGAUACCACCUAAAUGGUAUCCAGCCAAGAGAUGUCUUGCUUCAUUCUAUGUUCCUUUGGGCUUCCAGUGUUGUAAACAACAAAUAAUUCUCGCAUUCAUCCAGUGUGGCUACGAGCUAUCCUCUGGUGUUUAGAGAACACAACUUGUUUCAUUUUUUAGAUCAUCCAUUUUACUAAGAGAAUUUCCUGCGCUUUGCCUGUUAUUAAAGAAUCUGAAUCUCGCUUUUUGCCAGCAUGUCUAGAAUAAGAUUUGGGGAAUGCAUCUAAGGGCCUCUUCACAUGAGUUCGGUCGACCGGGCUGGCCCGCUUACCACACACUGACCACAAGGACCAAUUUCACCUUGGGUUUAUAUGAGAAAUUUCAGCUCGGUUUCGGAGGUGAGAAAAGGCCGAAGACGAUCGAGAGUUGUGGCACGAAAUUCGAGAACUAAACGAACGUGCCGAAACACAAAGUUAUAACUUUCGCGCCUAUUAUAGCUUUGGGAACUCUUAUAGCUGUAUCACUGUUGUGAAACGGGAUGCUUAUGAUGUCAAGAGAUGAUGUGGAAAAUACAACAGAAAACAGGCCCGUAGGGAGAGCGUCGCAUCCCCCCCCCCCCACACAUGGCCCAUAGGUUCACUUUUCAGUUUAUCAACGAUCUAAAACAAAGUGACAUUACUUAUUUGUAAAAGCGGCUUAACAACCUUAAGGGUUUGUUUUUCAUAAUUUCCUGAUUUUUUGUUAUUUUAGUAGUGAAUAUAUCUGUGUGGAUUUCAUACAGGGUGCCUGUACUCGGUCUCUAGACAGCCAAGUCCAAGGAGCAAAUACUCACCUUCCCCACCCAUGACACUUAUGACUAUUCAAUCACUCCCCACAAGCUCUGCUAGCAGUGUUAUAAUUAUGAGUCACAGCAUUGAUUUGGCUGGGCUAGCCCGAAGGAAAAAUUCCUUGACUUUGCACUGCUUUCUGACAAGAAACUCUAAUCAAAGCGACAAAAUUUCGUCUCCCUAACCCCCUAGUUUUGACACAAAACAAGAAAGCCACCCACCCACGGAUAGAUCUGGGCCUGGGCUCUCUACUGACACCUAGCACGACAGCAAGCCUUCCGUUUUUUUUCGGCAACACUGGCUUGAACACGGGCGAAUAAUACACGGAUCUACAACUUUCUUUCUUUUCUUUUUCUUUUUAAAUAGUGACAUUGACAUCUGCCAUUCUCAAAAACAAGAGAGAAUGAUCUCUCUUGUCAAAAAUUGUAAAAGAAAGUAUUCUUUUUGCAAAAAAAGCUAAAACGGAAAUCAAUUUGAAGUUGAAAUUGAGAAAUAUCCACAUUCUUAAUGCAGUCACUGACAACCGAAUUUUACCCCUAGGGAGUUGCGCCUCCGGCCUCUUUUGGUCCGUCUCCUUGUUGAAUCGCACCCACCAGUAAAAAGUCCUGACUACGGGCCUGGACAAAGCAAGCUUAAGACGAUGCAGAAUUCAUUCGAAGAAUUCAUCCCGCUUUCAUUCGGGUAACCGGGCUGAAGUGUUCAUAUGGAAAAAUUUUCCGGCCCACUUACCGAGAUCUCGGGAACCGAGCCAGCCUGCCCUCUCAUAUGAACACAUCAAAGAAUUCAGAGGUAAGGCGAGAUCUCGGAAACCGGGCUCAUAUGAAGAGGCCCUAAGAAGGGCACGAAACGAAAGAGUGUAAAAAAUAUCAAGCGUUCAAGGGCGAAGUGCGAAAAUUAUAGUAGCCAAAAAUCAGUACCAAAAUUAUUAUACUAAUAGUUAGUGCUCUCUGAUGAAAUUUGUUUGAUAUCUCCUUCAUAACUCGGCUACAGGAACAUUUUGACUUCAUUCUCUUGAGGACUGUAGUUAAUUUCUUGCUUGUGAUUGCCUGCUAAGAAAUGUUUUCCUACCUUACCACACGUCGUCUUAAAAAACAGGUUCGGCUUUUUUUCUUUCUGUCUUCUCGACUCUGUACUUCUCUUGUAUUUUUUGUCAACUGAUCCAGAGCAGCUACAGUGGAUCCUCGAUAUAACAAAGAGCCAAUUGGAACUGGCAAACUUUGUUCGCUAUAACGAGGUUUCGUUAAAAAAAUAAAUCGAGGUUCUUUCCUAUUUGUUUUACUAUUACUGGUGCGAAGAAUAUCGUUUCGUAGUAAAAUCCAACUAGCGGUCUAUUAUCAAUGCUGCAUUCUGAUUGGCUGAGUUACUACUAAGGCUAUAUGUUAUAGCCCACUAGUAGCGAAAAGCGCUAGCUUUGAAAACCAAAACAAUGGCGGCUGAAUCGCAUUUCGCUAGCUAAAGCUGUUUUGCCUCGAUAUUUUUAACCAACUAGUUGGAUUUUACUAAAACAAUUAUUCCUCUUGCCCUCAUGGCCUCUGAGUCAGAGCCCAUUCGGGCUUGAGGAAUAAUUGUUAAUUAUACCGAGGAAUUUGUUAUAUAGAGGUUAUAUCCAGGUUUCACUGUAUUCUUAUAUUUCAAUCAAUUUUGUGAUCGUUUGGCACAGUGCUAAUUUUCCUAAAAUAUCCGAGUAAGUUGACCCAUUUCAGUACUCAGUUACUCAGUCAAGCGACAAAAAGGAAAUGACAGGGCACUAUUUUUACGAUUUUCCACUUAAAAUUAAGGCCAAAAAAUGUCGUCUCAUCUCCUUAGAAACAGUGUAACUUAACCUUUCAGUUUAUGAUUCACUCGGCCCGAAGUUAUGCCUAAGUAAGCUUGAACUAAAAAACCAAUAUUAAAGGUUUCAAGGAGCCUUACAUAUGAAAGGGGGCCAACAUAGACUGGGAUGAACUUCAGUUAGAGAAUUUGGCAUGGCAACAAGCUAUAAUUGAGCGUUUCUUUUGUGGAAGCUCCUCUCGGCUGUAUAAACUUUUACUCUAAAUGACCUGAAUAUCUUGUCUUACGCAUAUUCAGGCUAUUACCAGUUGGAUAAUACUACUUUGAACGUCAGUAGUUUUCAAGUGCCUACUUCUUGUUUCAGACUUAAAGGUAUUAGAAAACUGUAUUUCAAUAUAACUUCUGAAACCUCAAUGCUAUAAUGGAUGCCUUCUCAAAUUAGUUACUGCAUUUAUUGAGUAGCGCUAAAAGCGGGGAGCUGAAAGAAUAAUGAAAAGUUAUAAUUUCUAACGUUCCAAUUACGUGACUAAAUUAAGGUUUCAGGUGCCCUUUCAGCAAAUCGAUGACCAAAUAUAUUUCUAAGUAGGUACAGUAAAAUAACAAGGACCGCGGAGUUAAGAAUAAAACAAUAUUAACGAUUUAUUUUGUGCUUGCCUGUGUAGCGGACAUUGACUCCUACCUUUUAGCGUUAGGUUUACGAAUACAGUCAUCCGGCCACAAAUAUCUUUUAUUUUGAUGACAAUUUUAUCUGCCCCGUACAACUGAAUCAAUAGUGCAAGUAGAUAAGGUUUAUGAACAUUUUAACUUUUGAGAUUAAAGACGCUUCUCAAUGAUUCUACUGCAAAGAGACUCGAUGGUUGACAAAGUAAUAUUUUCAUCAUUUUAUGAAGGUUAAAUCGCAUCAACUGAUUCAUAUGAAGGAAGGAUAGGGAAUCAAUAUUGUUACAAUUAACGUUUCCUUUUCUAUUUACAUGUACUAUAUCUUGAGGACGUUAUAAAUUGUGGAAUGCUGCCUAAGUUUUUUUAACUUUUUGAUAACUUUAGUAGAUGUAGGGUCUUUCCUUCAUACAGGUUAAAGAAGAAAAAAAUGAAAAACGGCCAGUCCGUCUUCUUGAAUACAAACUGUGAUCAUUCAUCCUCCCAUAUAUUGACCAUUUAAGUAAGCACUCUUUUCACACUUGAUAUCUGCUGUAAGCCUCAUAAGUAGUUGCUCACACCUGAGAGGCAAUUACACUUUAAAAAGGACAAUUCAACUAGUAAUUUGGAAUUUGCUUCCGCUUUGCUUUGUUAGAAAAGGCCUGUUUCACAAACAGAAACGGCAUUAUAGCUGCAGCCAGCAUGAAGGGUGUUACUCGAGGAAUUAUACUCGUUCUUCUCGCGGUUUUUGCUGUUAUAAAAGCAGAAACAUUGGCUGAGGAGAGUGUUGCACCUCAUGAAAACACUCUCAUUGGGAUCAAUAAUGCUGAAGUUGUAGCUGAAAAUCCUGUAGAAGAUGACAGGGAAGAUGAAAGGAUCCCCACGCAAGAGGACAAAGGUAUAACCUUACGAACUUGACCAUUUCAGGACAACGUUUUGUUAGAUAAUUUCUCACACUUGCAGGCACUGCAAUUCACUUCUGCUUCAACCUGGUCUUCUAGUCAUAUUAAUUCCUGGUGUCCUCUUAGUUACAAGAAGGUUUUUUUUUAUAGUUUAGAUUGAACAUUCAAAGAAAAAGAAUACUGCUUUCUGUAACGGAGAAAUAACACAUCGCAAACCUUUUUUGUUCAAAUAGUCCAGACAAUAAGCAUGAAUAACAACUGAGAAGCAAGUGACUUUUCCAUCGAAAAAAGCAACCAAAAUGUCCACAAAGUUUUGGCAAGCGUCUUCGUGUCGGCUUUUAAUUUUCCGAACAGAAAAAAGUCCUUUAUUGGACUCGCUAAUGUAGCCUCUGCAUGGGCCUUAUAAAAUUAAACCGUGAGAACAAAAGUUCAAUCACUCUUAAAUAGUUCAGUACAAAUUCAAUAAAUCUACUUGUUGAGGUGGUUUUUCCCCGUAUGAUCAGUUCAUUGACUAAUCAAUAUUCGGUUUGUUGAAUUUUUGUUUUAAUUACUUUCUAUCAUUCAGAAACUGACGAGGAAAAUUGGGAAACACAACAAGAUCAAUUCAACGAAGAAGCAGCUGGCGAGGAAAAUGCUGACUCUGACGAGGAAAACAACUUACUCACAGGUAUUAGUUGAGCAAAAGUACAGUAUUCUUAAUUUCUAUUUGUUCCCACUAAAUCAAAACUUCCAGAUCCCCAAUAAUUACAUGGUAUCUGCCCCCUCUCGAUUAAAAGAUGGUUGCGAUUGUAGAACAUAAAAGGCUCCUCUAUGCCUCUAGUGAACUAGUCUUAUUCCUCCAAUUUUAGGUCUGAAGUUUUUGCGGGAAUUUGAGCAAAAGCUGCACAUACACUGAAGAAGUUUAACAGGCUUGAUUCGGGAGGGCUGCCCUUAUUAAUGUGUGCAUUUUUGGGAGUUUAAGUAGCUCUCUUAUUAUUUUAUAAACUGUUUACUGAUGACCCAUUUACAGAAGCCCAGGAUGAAGAUGAAGAAGUUUAUGACGAAGAAGAGGAGGACGAAGCAGGACAGGAUGAAGAAGAUUAUGAGGAAGAACGAGCUGCUGACGCUGAUGACGAAAACAGCCCUCUCAUGGGUAAGUCAGAAAAGUAGUUGUACUCAGUACGCUUCAUACCGUACAUACCUUGCCGUACAUUUUGUGGGUAACUCAAAUCAAACAAAACAAUAAUGGCUUUUAUUUACUCUGAGUUUGCUGAUAUAUAUUUAUACACUGAAGAGAUGUCAGACCUUUUUAAUGUGUGCAUUCAUUUUUCUGAGUUGAAAUAGCUCUCUUAUGAUUUUAUUACCUGUUUACUGAUGACCCAUUUACAGAAGCCCAGGAUGAAGAUGAAGAAGUUUAUGACGAAGAAAAGGAGGACGAAGCAGGACAGGAUGAAAAAGAUUAUGAGGAAGAACAAGCUGCUGACGCUGAUGACGAAAACAGCCCCCUCAUGGGUAGGUUAGAAGAGUAGUUGUACUCAGUACGCUUCAUUACCUAACGUACAUCCCUUGAGGUACAUUUUGUUGGUAUCGUAUUUCCUACAAUAAUAGCCGGGGGCCAUUAUUUCUUUUUCCGCACAAAAAGGGGGCGAUUAUUCGACGGAAGGCGAUUAUUUGAGGGAGGUGAUUAUUUCAAAUAUUGCUCACUGGAAAUCGUGCCCUAAAUAUUUUUUUUUAUCAUGCCAUUAAAUCAGAAAAUAAUCACAUCAAAUUAAUAUAUAACUGAACAUAGGCUUUUUAGGUGUUCCAAAUUUAGUUCCCUGAUUCAUUUUCAUAGCUUGAAACGUCACUGAUCAGUUUUGCUGGAUCACAUUGCACUUACACUUGACAGGGGGGAGGGCGAUUAUUCGAGGGAGGCGCUUAUUUUAAAUAUUUCCGUUCAAAGGGGGCGAUUAUUCGACUGAGGGAGGCGAUUAAUCGAAGGCCGGCUAUUAUUUGAGGAACGGUAACUUAAAGCAAAUAAAACAAUAAUAGCUUUUAUUUACUCUCAGUUUAUACUAAAGAGGUGUCAUGUCCUUACAUGGUAUAUGGUUCAAACAUUUCAAUUAUGAGAUAAGAUUCGGCCAAAUGAGUUAAAUCUGUUAAGUUUCAAUUUUGAAAAAAAAAACUUCUUUAUUCAGUAUAUAUAGUGACUAGAAGAGCCAGAUUGUAUAGCCAAAACUCUCUCCUACUACAAAAGACAUCAUAUACUUUAUGAGUUUAAGAUUUCUUUAUGUUUUACUUUCGACUUUCAAAUCCUUUUUGUUGCUACCACCCGCUAUCUACAUGAACCAAGUGGUGCAAAAAAUUAACUGCUUUCGAAUUUUGCUUUUUUCAAUUGACCCUAUUUCUUUACAGAAUCCAGCGAGGAAGCUGAUGAAAAUGUGCUAAAAAGCAACACGCCAGUUGCGUCACGCUGUGGUAUAUACAACCGAAUCACCCAAAAGUGCUGUUUCGGACGUAAAAUACCCAAAUUUCUCCCCUGCCGUCCUCGACCGAGAUGCGGUUUAGCCUUCUACAACCCACGGACCCAAAAGUGCUGUAACCUUAGAGUGAUCUCCCGGUUUGUCCCCUGCCGUCCUCGACUGAGAUGCGGUUUAGCCUAUUACAACCCACGGACCCAAAAGUGCUGUAACCGUAGAGUGAUCUCCAAGUUUGUCCCCUGCCGUCUUCGACUGAGAUGCGGUUUUGCCUACUACAACCCACGGACCCAAAAGUGCUGUAACCGUAGAGUGAUCUCCAAGUUUGUCCCCUGCCGUCUUCGACUGAGAUGCGGUUUUGCCUACUACAACCCACGGACCCAUAAGUGCUGUNAGCGAGGAAGCUGAUGAAAAUGUGCUAAAAAGCAACACGCCAGUUGCGUCACGCUGUGGUAUAUACAACCGAAUCACCCAAAAGUGCUGUUUCGGACGUAAAAUACCCAAAUUUCUCCCCUGCCGUCCUCGACCGAGAUGCGGUUUAGCCUUCUACAACCCACGGACCCAAAAGUGCUGUAACCUUAGAGUGAUCUCCCGGUUUGUCCCCUGCCGUCCUCGACUGAGAUGCGGUUUAGCCUAUUACAACCCACGGACCCAAAAGUGCUGUAACCGUAGAGUGAUCUCCAAGUUUGUCCCCUGCCGUCUUCGACUGAGAUGCGGUUUUGCCUACUACAACCCACGGACCCAAAAGUGCUGUAACCGUAGAGUGAUCUCCAAGUUUGUCUCCUGCCGUCUUCGACUGAGAUGCGGUUUUGCCUACUACAACCCACGGACCCAUAAGUGCUGUUAUAGGCCCACACAUGUUGUACUUAAGUACGCCUCAUGCCGUCGACGCGGUUAGAACAUUACUGAUCCUAGAGCAAAGAAAACGCAAAGAAGUAAAGCAAAUCGGAUGAACUGAUACCAAGUUAAUCUUUUCUUGAAUUUUCGUUUGGUUGUCAAUAAAAUUUCCUUGAUAGGUAAAAAGAUAUGGCGUUGUGAUUAUUCUUGUUCAAACAAAUUUUAGUUCUCUCAAAAUUACAGGAAAAAAAGAAGUAUUUCGAUAUGGUGAUGCCCUGGGGGACAUUCAAGGGAUGUUAAUGUACCACCGAGGCCAUCAAGCGCUAACCCUGAUUAAGACAUCCAAAAAAAUCGUUCAUUUCGCGACACUUUUAUGACAAGACUCCUUAUUUUAUGACCCGGAUUCAUUUCUUUUCGUAUGGCAAAAUUUAAUAACGUUUUAAAUCAGGGGGAUUGCAUCAUGGAAUUUUUUUGUGAAAAAAAAAUGAAGACAGUAUAUACUGAAGACCUCUUACAGCCUAUCUUCACACUCUUGUAAAGGCUGUCGGUCCAAAAAUGAUACGGCCUGUUUAAGGCUCCAAAAAGUGAAAUAAAAUUAUGUUCCCAGUUUAAGACUCAAGACCCUAAAAAAUAUAUCUUGUUCAGAUGCACAUACCAGUUUAGGCCAAAAAGAUGUCCCCCUGGGGUGGGGCAUUGACGCUACAAACACUUUUGGCUGUUUUUGUUCAGUAUGUCAAAAAGUCAGGGGCGCAGGCAGGCAUUUUUUUUCGUUUAAGCCCAGGAGGGAAACGUUGAAACUGAAAAAAAAUCACGAAAUUCAGUACAAGGAAAAGUAUUUUUUAGCGCAAAAAGCUCAAAAAUAGAUUAACCUACCCGUUUCGUGUAAACUUGGCUCGAAAAGCCUCAAAUGCGCCUUCUUUUGAUGCUUCUUUGACAGCCGUACGAGAAGAAUGUACCGCCAUCUUGUUUAGUUCGCACGCUUCCAGAGGAAAACCGCUGUCCGCAAAUUGAGGACUUGUGUUUUUUCUUAGUAACCGACCCAGAUCCUUUCUCGGUCAAAGGGAGUCAACUUAUGGUAAAAACGCAAACUUUGGCAAGCCAUAAAUCGUUUGGACAUGUUUCAUAGGAAACAAAACUACAUUUUUUGAAUAUAAGGCACCAUAAGCUAUAACCUGGCUAAAAAGUAUCCAGAUCUCAAAACAUGAAAUUUGGAUCAAUACCAAAGUAGUAUACCUUUUUAAAAUGCGCGUUUUGAACACAUGAAAAAACGAGGCAGAGGGCCUAGGAUGGACUUUCUUUCUGAUCACUGUUGCGCUACUGAAUUUUUAUUUCUUGUUUACUUUACGAUUUAUUCUUACAUUUCUUUUCUUUUAAAAAGUCACAUUGAAAUCACAAGAACACUGAUUUUGUUCUUUUUAAGUAUUUUAUCAAUUAAAGAACUGCAUACUAUCACGAAAGAAUGACUCAAUAAUGCCGUAUAUGAGAGACAAGAACAUCGUCGUUAAUGUUGAACUUCUACCGAAUGACAUACUUUUCCGAUAAUAAUCGAUAAAAAUUGAGAAAUCAAUCAUUGAAGAUUUCUAUCGGAAAAUGAUACCCAUCGAAGAUUAAUAACGAUUACUAAUUAUCCGUCUAUCGAUUAACUACGCCUGAAAAACUUAAUUGUGGAGGCUGCGAAAAUCUAAAAAUUUUGUAAAAUGAUAAAUGCUGUUAUCAUAUAUGGCAUUCAACUGGCAUUGCGUAACGCUCGACUAAAAUACGCUGGAAACCGAAAUGUAGGUAUUUGAUUGAGCCUGUGAGCCUGAUUUUUAGCAAACAUAUUAAGCACCAAAGUGAAAGAAAACGCCAGCAUAUAAAGUAGUUAUAGGAGUGAAUUGAAAAAAUUGAAAAAAAUAAUAAUUUAAUUAAACGAUUUUUUUUCUCCAAGUUAGCAAAGAUAAGAGGUAUUUUCUCCUACUUUUCCUUUCGCAGUUGUAUUUUCGGUCUUAUAUUGGAUGCCUGAAACUUGUCCUUCGAGCUUAUUUUCAGUCAAAUAUAAAUGGCUUAUGAUUUUCGGUUGGUAAACGUUUAGAAGUUAAAGAGGCACCCUCCUUCAUUUCAGGCUUCUCUUUUUCUCUUUUGUUCUUUGACAACUGAUUUGUGGCAGUUAUUUUUAUUGUGAUCGUUCGGUUAGCUAAUUUUUUAAAAAAAUAUUUGAGUACUGUAUUUAUUCGAAUAAGCGCCCAACCUCGAAUUAGCGCCCACCUCGAAUAAGCGGCCAUCCUAAAGGCAAAAAAGUUGAUAAGCGCCCAGCCUCGAAUAAGCCCUCACCCCACCCCCUCCCCCUCCUUACUAAACUCAAAUAAGCGCCCAACCUCACCCCACCCACUUGAGUGACAAUGAGAUUGAAAUUGAAAUUAAAUAAGGACCGUAAUAAGAGACUUUCCCGAAGACGGAGUUUUCUUCAGAGUAUUUUACAGAAAUCUUUCUUUGUUAUUUCUUCGCGUUUUGUUAUUAGCAUUUACUCUUUUGUUGCAAAAUAAAUAUACUACACUUGCUGAAAAUAGUGAAAAUUUAAUAAGCGCCCAGCCUCGAAUAAGCGCCCGCCUCAAAUAAGCGCCCACUCUCAAGGUCCAAAAAUUUAAUAAGCGCCCAGGGCGGUUAAUCGAAUAAAUACGGUAAGUUGACCCAUUUCAACACUCAGUUACCCAGUCAAGCGACAAAAAGGAAAUGACCCGGCACUUUUUCUUUUUCAAUUUUUCCCUAAAAAGUUCUCCAAGGUCAUUUAGCCGAAAAAAUGUAGUCUCAUUUCUUUAGAAACCAUCGUUGACCUUUCACUUUGUUACUCACUCGGCCCAACGUUAUCUCUAAGUAACUGACCUAUGAAAUAAACGUUACAGGUUACAUUAUUUAGUCUUACGUGUGGGAGGCCAGCAUAGACUGGAAUAAACUUCCGUUUUGGGAAGCUGGCAUAGCAACAAGCUAUUUUGUCUAUGAGCACUUCUUUUGUAGAAGCUCCUUCAGCUGUAUACACUUGUAAUAAUAUCUUAACUAACGCCUAUUUAGGCUAUUAGCAAUCGGAUAAGAUUACGUUGAGCGUGAGCAGUUUUUAAGUGCCCACUUCUUGUUUCAGACGUAAAGGUACUAGAAAACUAUAUCUCAAUAUAAUGUCUGAAACCUCAUAAAACUAACGCUUUCAGUUUGGCCCUCUUGAGUUUAGAUGUACAACAUAAAUGAUCAUCAUUUUUAAAUGAAAAAAGAGGCGAACACGUCAGUGCAUGGAGAUGUUGAAAAACUAAUCACCGUAAUCAUAGAUUAUCACACUGUUCUAUCAUAACCCAUGGAUUGGGAAACCAUUAUUGAAAAACCAAUUUAAUGAUCAUUUUUCCUUGAAAUCAUGCAUGAAAUGAAAUCUCAGUUACUCGAGCAGGCAAUAUUAAAAAUAAAUAUAUAGAUUUAGCCAGGGCUAAAAGCGAAGCUCCCAUUAAUAAAUUAAUGAUUUAAAUCAAACAAUAAACUUGUAAUCCACAAAUCAGUUAACUUAAGGGCACAUAUGUGACUUUUUAGGGAAAGCUAAGUCUAAGCGAUUUUAGAGUGAAAAAAAAUCUUACAUCGAAUUGAUAGCCGGUAUAUAUACACCCAAAAAAUAGCAAUCAUCGUCGAUCACAUUUAAGAGCCAUAAUAGCUCUUGAUCACAGUAGAUUAGGCCUGGAAAACGAAUUCAUGGAAAAAACAAAUCAGGCCGAAUAUUUCACGUUCGACAAGUUAACUUAACAAAAUCUUGCCAACAACUCUGGGUGCGUGUAAACCAACAUUUCAUACUUUUUAUGCAUCACAUCUGAGGUGAAACAGAAAUAUGAGGCGCUGUUUUUAUCAUACAGACCUCAGACAAAAUGCAGUAUUUCACAAUUUUUCAAGACAAAUUGCACUCAUUCAAUAUUCAGAACCGUACGAAGCACGCGUGGGCUUUUAGCAAAACCGUUCAAAGAAUUUCCAAAAUCACCUAUACGGCCAGCCGGUUGUCACUUUUGACAAGCGCCAAAUCUUCGGUGAACAUUAAAAGAGUUACGCUUCAACAUAAUAAAGAAUUUAGUGUUUAUUUUUUUUAUUUAAUGGUUUUAUAACGAUGUGUAAUCUUAAAAAGCGUUUGAUACGCGCAGCAUUUUGAGUACUCCUGCAAGCGUUGUCUAUGAACGACUGAAAACAAACAGCAAAGCGAUUAAAAUUGCAAGAGACUACUCACAAUCAAUAAAAGAAAUGUAAUUCGGUGAAACAUUUACAGAGACAACAAUUUUCAUUCACGAAGACAAGUAUUAAAGCGUCUCUAAAAAUCCUGAGUCUUUACGCUUAAGCCUAAAGCUUUUAGCCGGCUUCCUGGUGUUUACUGUUUUCAGAGAUGAACUCGAGGCAAGAAAAUCGCUCAAAGCUUUCUUUCUACAGCCAAAAUUAUAACUAAAUACUCUUCAGAACGUUUUUUCAUUCUAUAUGCGGAGAGAAAAUAUCGACUAAAGGCUUUUUAAAGCUCUGUAAGCUUAUAUAUACUAGAUCAGAUCAUUGUCUCAGAUCUUAAUACAAACGUGCAUAAAUUAGCCUCAUAAACUGCGCUCGACUUCAUGAAAUUAGAUAUAAAGAAACAAACAUACACUGUAUACAAUAAUUACUCAGGCUUACCAUUCGAUAUGCAGCUCUUGAAAGCUAUCAAGUAAGGCCAGAAUCGCUUGAGGGACUUUUCAACCCCGCAUCCAGCAAAGUGAAAAACGAAAACGAUGCAUCCGAAAUCGGAUUUCCAACUUUGACAACCGGCGCAUUUCCCAACCAAAAAUUCAAUAAACAAACCAGCCAUGAAUCAAAGAAGACUGUUGAUAGCAGCUGUAUUUCAUUUUAAGCAUCCAGUGGAAAAAGACAGUAAAAAACAUCACAAGUUGACAAAAUACUCUGUCAGCUUCGGCUGUCAAAUUAAGCAAGGUUCAAGAUGCUGUAUAAAUUUUCUGCAUGAACUCACCUGUCAAAUUUUGACCAAUCAGAGCAUAAAAAUUGGACGGUCGUAGAGCGUGAUCAACGCGUGACUAUGGUGAGAAAAGUGAAAAGCCUCUGUCUUCCCUGCUUGUAUUUUUAAAUGACUGGCUGAAUUUUCGCGUCCGAGAUCAGUUUGAAAUCAAAAUGUUAAUAACGCGGGGCCAUAGUGACAUUAACACAACACUUUCUGUCAUCAUGUCAUUAUUUUGCUGCCGUUCUCUUUGCCUUUGUAUUUCUCUUGCGCGUUGCCUUUGUCUGUUCAUUCUAGCUCUGUCUCGUUCUGCUUGCCGGCGUUUUUCACUAUAAUUUUCUCUCCUUCUUCUCGCUCUGACUCUUUCUACUUGCCGACUUUCUUCGCUAAAAUUUGUCUUCUUCUUCUACUUCUAACGCGCUCUCAUUGGCGAUCGUCUUCGCUUGUUCUACGCGUGUUGAAUCUUGCUCUCUGCCGUUCACCUUCUCUUUGCUCUCUGCUUAAAACCUGUCGUCUACACGCUAAAAUCUCUCUGCUGUUGUUUGUUGACAUAAUAGCUUUCGUAAGUUGUAAUGAAAAGUUAUAAAGGCUCUGUCGAAAAAUCUUUUUGCUAAGUUGCUUUGAAAUUUCUUUUUUCAAAACCAGUUGCGCGAUAUAAUUGCGCGACGUUGCUCCAUGCGAUUUCCCGCCAAAAAAUCUCUACUUUCCUCUACCCCAAGAGUCCAUGCGGACUACUUUCCACUACCCGGAAAGUCCGUACGGACGGACGUACGCUGACGUCAUAACCAAAAUUUCUCGGAUGGGUAGUUUAUCUUAGUUAUGGUGCUCCGCUCGCGCGCGCUUCGCGCGCGCAAGGAGCUCCGCUAUUAACCCUUCAAAUGGCUGAACAUGGUAACGGCUAAGCUAAACUUGGGCGCGACACAAAUUCCUUCAUUUACGAACAUAGUGAUAACAAAAACUGAUUUAGCAGAGAUUUAACGGCAAAUCAGUCCGGGGUAAAAGAAGGAGUCUUUUCCUGAGUCUUGUACACAUGUUCGGUAUGUUAAAGACAAUUAGGUAACAAGAGUUAUAUUUAUUAGACCUUUCCAUUGGACCAGUUGGAGAAAAUUCGUCAAAACGGGUCAAAAGAAAGCUAGCCUUAAAAUUAGUAAAGAUGCCAAGUUUAGACGUGAUUUGUUGAAAACUAACGAAUAUUCAGCCCUACAAAGUCGCCGAACUUUAGAGACGUUUGUAUGGUGGGGGACCAAGUUCGUACCAACCCACCCACGCCCCCCUCGACUCACCAAACAGAAGUCUGUAAAAUUUAGUGACUUUGUGAAGUAAUAUAUCUUCGCUCGCUCUCAAGGUAUCACAGUUUCCCAAUUUUAAGGCGCUCUUUCCAGAUGUCUUUCCAGCGGUGUCAAUGAUUAUUCAUCUUUUUAUCCAAACUUGAAAAACCCGUGUAAGGGUCUAUUCAAUAUAAGACUCAUGUAAUGAUAACGUACUCGCCAUUUAACUGAGGUAUUUGUGCGCAUUUUGUUAUUUUCACCUUACAGUAAGCUCAGUGCAACCCCAUGGCCCGAUGCGGAAUUGCCCUUUAUAUAACCUCAAAAUGUCCAGUCAUUCCUUCAGUUUCAUAUCAACGGAGUAGUUGCUCAGUGGAGCCAAAAAUAGAAUGUGCUCAAGCUUAGCAGCGCAGUAGAAUAAGAUAACGCUGAACGUAAGCAGUUUUCAAGACGUGAAGGUAUUAGAAAAUUCUUUUUCAAUAUAACGUCUGUAACCUCAAAAAAACUAACUCUUAAAUAAUGACCACCUCCUUCACAAUGACACAGUGGUCCCGUGGGAAAGGAAUUAUAGAUAAAAACUGUUUUUAAAGCCAGCUCACUCGUCAAGUAAGCAAGCGCGCGGUAAUUAAUUUUCACCUUCACGUAAUUCAGAAUCCUUUUUAAUCAAAUUGAAUACUGGAAUGGAUGGCUUCUCAAAUUGGUUAGUAUUUAUAGAGUAGCGCUAAAAGCGGGGGGCUGAAAGUGACGUGAUAAGUUGUGAUUUCUGACGUUGCAAAAUAAGUGACUAAAUUAAGGUUUCAGGUGCCCUUUCAGCAAGUCAGUGACUAAGUAUAUUUCCAAGUAAGUGUGAUCAAUACAACCAUAUUAACUAUAUGUUUUGUAGCGGGCAUUAACCAGAAUACAGUCAUCUCCAAAUAUCAUUUAUUUUGGUUACAAAUGAAUCUAUAGUGUGAAUAGAACUACAGAGAUCAAAGAGGCUUCUCAGUGGGACUCGAUGAUUGACAAAUUAACAUUUGGCAAAGUAGCAUUUGCAGGGUUAAAUCGCAUCUAGUGAGUCAUAUAAGGGAGGGAAACGAUUUAUUUACAAUUAACGUAUUCCUUGUUGAUUUUUUACACGAUUAAAUUUCUGCAAACGUAUUAUACCCUUAAGUAUUUGAUAGAUAAAACUGUGAACAAUUAUAUGGACUCAAACGCACGGACGCCAAAUGUUACCUUUUGUUUAUUUGUGUCUCUCUAUGAAAAUUUCCGCUCAUUUUGACCGGUAUAAAAUCUCUUGGCCUUAAAAUGUCAUAUCUCUAAAAUGUAGUACCAUUGAGAAAGAGUUGAAUCGCCAGCUCAGUGAUAAAACCCGCUUCGAACUCCUCAAUUUAUUUCCUCGCCAAACGCCAAAUAACACCGUGCUUUGGACAUAAUUUGCAUCAUCUGGUUGAUUUUGAUUGACGGAUCGAAUCAGGGUAAUGCGCAUAGGGCUUUCCACAAGUUACUCGGCAACUUUUUGGCAACUUCUCGUAUUUCGAGCAACUUUUUGCCUUUCAAGCAACCUUUUGCAUUUUGAGCAAUUUCUCUAGUUUUCUUCUAAUUCUGAGUUGUCGGAGCAGCUUUUAGUGCUUUAAUUGGCCUUUCUUCCAUAUUUCACAAUGUUUUAGUAGACAAUUUAUGGAUUUCCUGUAAAAAAGGAGCCAAAUCAUGGGCGCAAGAUAAAAGUAGCCUAGCUGCCAGGUCAACGGGUUUUUAGAGAAAAUUCAAAAUGGUGGACGAAGAUUCAUACUCGACUGACUGAACUGACUUGGGUUUCUAAGGUGAAGAAAGUCAUUUAACAGUUUUAUUGGAUCAUUACAUUUUUUGGUUUUAAUUGAGGACAAAGUUAUUUAUAUAGCAACGUUCGUUACGCUGCAAAAUUGCACAAAAAUGCUUAGAAAUAUUACAAUUUGCAUAUUUUAGAAUCAGACCAAAAAAAAUUUAAUUUGCUUUUUCGAGCAACUUUUGAGCAACUUUCGUCACAAAAAGCAACUUUUGAGCAAAUUUUUGAGAAAUUCCGGGAAACGUUUUGGAAAAUCUCGAGCAACUUGUGGAAAGCCCUAAAUGCGCAUGUAGAUAUGACGUAAUUCAAAAUGGCAUCGAAAAUGCAGAUGAUAUGGAGGAAAAAAUACAACUUAAAUGGUUAUCUCUGGGAAGCCCAGAAUAAUCAAUUACCACAGGAUUCCUAAGAUUAGGAGAGUUGUGUUCUCCUUCCUCGUAGAUUUAAAGCUUUUUUCAGCUAGGAUGGAAUAAUACAGUCUGGUAGAAAGUAAAAUAAAAUUUUGGUAGGAAUUUAGAUAACCAAACCAGCAUUCAGUUGCUUGGUGAAGUGUUAAAGUUAAACGAUAUUCUGAGCUAAUUUCAUUAUACGUCAUCUUAGGUGAUUAAAACCAAAUAACUAAAUACUGGAUGUAUAGCAGGCCUUAUUGUGAGAUAUACUGGAUCCCUUUACUGGCCUUUAAUGUACCAAUAUACGAUACUCUUUAACAAUAACGCCGUACAGAAUGUCAAUUCUUCCGUUAUAGUGUGGUAGAUUCAUACAUUUCAGACCUCACUGUGUAUUUUCAUUUAGAAGCAAUGAAUGAGAAAAAACCGCUUGAUAACCGUUUUUUGUUGUUGUACUUUUAAUAAAUCUUGGGUUUUUCGAUAAAAGAGCCGGCACUAAUAACAUCUGUCAAAUAUUAUAGUGCAUAAUCAUAUAAAUAGUUUUACGUACACUGUUUCUAUUUUUUAACCACUUGGUUUAUUGACGUAAACAUGAGUGGUGUGAGAAAUGUACUAUCAAUACUAAAAAUAAGACUAUAACUUACUACGCUCUAUAACUUAUAACUAAGCUCUAUUUCUGAUUAAUAUUAGGUUCCCUGGAUAGAAUAUCAAGUAAAAACGGCGUUUCAGUAUAUUCAGUUAUAAGAGAUUAUACCCUUUAAGCGUGUUGCCAUAAGCCACUUCUGCUUCCUAAUAGGUUGUGAUAUUUCAGGUCAUGUUUUAUUCGGGUUCAAAUGUGAAAAUAGUUUUUGUCAUUGCUAUUUAUGAAGACAUUAACUAGCGACUGGAAUAACUUAUCUACACCAAUGGCGAUGAUUAAAUUACUUUUUAUCAUUAUGCUUCAAUGUAAAAGACUUAAGACUUUACCUUAAACCAAACUUGAACAGUCAAUCUCAAACUCAUUUAUUUAAUAAUUUAUAAAGAAAAUACAAAGGAAAUUCAUGUUUAAUUAAUGAAACACUUCGAAGUUCGUCAAAAAUACUCCGCUGCGCGUCGCGUGGUAUUUUCAACUCUCUUCUCGGUGUUUUAUCUGGUGAUCAAACACUGCGUCUCAUGUUUGAUAUAUAGUACUUAAACGUGCUGAGGUACCCUGACGGAGAUUUAAAUUGUUUUGAAACCACAAAGGCUGGUGCAUGACUCAGGCUUAACUCUCAAUAUCAGCAAAUCCUACAAGUUUCAUCCCAAGUACGAGAAAUGACAAUUUUUUAUGUACUCUGAGGAUUAUAUUAGAUAUCUUGGCAUUUCGAUCAAUGAAAAUUUAACCUGAUUCACCUGGAAACAUCAUAGUGAUGCUAUUUAUGCACUGAAAAAUCAGUAAAACCGUUAACUUACUUUUUUCGUCAUUGGAUGUGCUGCCUGUGAACAAGCAUCAACAUUCUAUGAAUACUUUAUUUCUCAAGCAGACUACUUUACUCUUGAACGUUCUAUAUUAGCUAAUACUGUAAGCAUCCUAUAUCUAAACUUAUGCAUGACCUCUUUAACAGAACUGUACUAGUUAACGUUCUAAAUGUAUUUCAAGAAACAAGCUUUGUCACUCUUACAACUAUAGAGUAUCUACUUCAGGAUUUUUGUUGUCAAACGUUCCGACUUGAAUUAAAUAAACUUUUUUCUCUCUUUCGACCAAAGUUAUGGAAUGAACCUUUCCAUUUCCGACAUCUUGCAAAGAAUACAGUGUUUCUACAUGACGUCACGGCGGCCAUUUUGGAAUUCCAAAACAAUAAAACGGCGGCCACGUUGGUGUCCCAAACCAAUCCUGUGAGAGUUGAACUCUUUUCUUAUGAAAACGCUCUCUUUUGUUCCAAUAAAUAUACAUAGACGCUGGCCACGUAAGUGAAAACGCUGACUAUAAAUUAAAUUAAAUUCUCUGUACAUUUCUUUGUGUUAUUUUGAAUAUACAUUGAUAAUCAAAAUAAUUUGUAAAAUGAGCCAAAAAUUGUGAGUCAUACAUUCUGUUUUGCUUAACAUGUUUCUACUUUAACGUUUUUUUUCUGGUUUUGAUUUAAUUAGUUUAAAUUUGUACACCUUAAUAUAUGCGACCUCAAGUUUAAUCUCGGGACUAUUGAUUUCUGAUCUAUUCCUUUGUUUCAUGCCCUGUUAGUUCUCAACUAUACUACGACUUUUAAUCCACUUUACUACUGUAAAAUUUUUUUGAUACAUUUUCGCCUCGAGCAGGGUUCAAAUGUUGUCUUUAACCAUUUAAAUGAAAAAAAACUUCUACCGGCGGCGUGUUUGCUUCAAGUGUAUAGAUUUUUUUGUACUCUCAGAGGAAAACGAAAAUGGAGAUACUGAUGCAGAAUGAAAAUAUAGUUGUUUAGUUCUUCUUUUUUUUAUCAUUUUUAUCAUUACAAUACACAACUCAACAAGGAAAACGAACAAAAUUCAGUGUGCAGUAUUUCUGACGAGCACCUCAUCGACAAACAAGGGAUCUCGAAAAGAAGUACAUUUCGUCUGAAGUAAGACGCCUAUAUACCUUGCGUCGUUAUUUAAGUAUUCCUUUCAAUGAUAUCAGAAAGCAAAGUGUAAAGCUCAGAAGAACGGUUUAAAAAGCUUCAUCAAUUUUUUUAAAAAAGUAGAAUGAUUUAGACUAAAGCUUGCUUGAUUCCAAAUAAUCCCUAAUCCUAGAGUUAAUAAAAAGUUUUUGUGAGUUUAAUAGUCUUGUAAAAAAAAGUGUAAUCACUCAGGUGAAUCCACUAUUACUUCUUCUUUCCAUUGUAAAAUGGGGUACAAAUACAAUUUACGUAGGUUUCUUUUUCCAAUAUAAUAUCUGAAUAAGUGGACACUUGUGCAGUUAAUUCAUCACGCUGAAACAAAAGUCGUAUAUUGGAACAGUUUUCCUCUUAAAUUUGUUAUAAAAGGCGUUAUACACUGAACUAGUAGCAUUCGAAACUUGAGAGCAAUAAUGAAGCGUGUAGCUCAAGGAAUUGUCGUCCUCCUCGCGGUUUUUGCUGUUAUCUACGCAGAAACGUCUGAAAAUGUUGCUUCCGAUGAAAGUAUUCUUAACUCGCCUAAAACCAACGAUAGAAACGUAGCUGCGACUCCAGCGGAGGAUGAAAAAGAAGACGAGGCUGUCGCUCUUAAAGAAGCAGACGAAGGUAGGAGCGUCUAGUUAAAAUUAUCAUGAACAUUACCUAUUAAAGUAAUCUAAUGAUGCAUAUACAUGAAAUCGUUAGAUUCACAAGAUUCACAGAGAUUUCCGUAUCAUUGCUUACUUACUUACUUGGGGAAAUAUUUGUGUGAAUUUCUGGUAUCUUCUUAAAGGCAAUGAGCUACGGAUUGAUAGGUGUAAAACAGGGAUAGAGAUGCAUGCCCGGCUAUGCCCAUUAGCGGUUCUACUUUUUUACUAAGGUAAGAAUAAUAUUCAGACGGUACAAUUUUUCUCUAAAAGACGGAGAUGAAGAUGCUGAAGAUGAAGAUGCUGAAGAUGAAGAAUUUGAAGAUGAAGAUGCAGAAGAGGAAAAUGCUCAAGACGAUGAAGAUGAAGAACAAGAUGAAUAUCCGGAAGAUGAAGUGGCCGAAGCUGAUAAGGAAAGCGACCCACUGACAGGUAAAAGCGGUUUCGCUCACCCCAUUGCCAGUUGAUUGCAAAAUUCUCGUCUUUAGUAAUGAAGAACAUUUUCAGCUUAUAAUUACAUUCUUAUCCAGUCCGUGGAACAGCUUUUGGAAGCUUUUGUAGUUUAGUUUGGCUAAACAAGAAAAAAAAAAGAGAGAGUAUUUAGCUGUUUUAUGUUCAUGCAUCGGAAUGGAUGUAGAUUCCAUACACGGCACGACGCCCGCUCUAUUAAGGAAUUUGCGCGUACCAAAGACGAGUAGGUAUUAACUUCGCCAACAGGCCAGUAGGAGGAAGAAAAUCAGCCUGAAAUUGCGUUAUUUAGAUUACUGGCACAAUGAUAGGACAAACAGAUCAUAUUGGAGUCUGUGAGACGUCCUUUUUUACCAUAAGCAAUCGCUGCUUCUAUUCAAACGUGAGCUUUUUUGUUUCAGAAGAGGAUAGCGAAGAUUAUGAAGAGGAAGAAACACAAGAAGAUUAUCCCGAUGAAGGUGAUGCCGCUGACGAGGAAGACACCAAAAAAGAAAGUGAUUCAGGUAUUAUGACAUUGAACAAGUAAUAAUGAACAACAGGAACGUUUUUGUGCACUCGAGAGAAGACAGCUAGGAGUUGUGUUUUGAUCAGGAGAUAUAUAAUCCUGGCAUUUGCACAUCUGGCCACGUUCGUAUGCAAUACAACUGAAACAUUUUGGAAGAAUUAGCAUUGUACAAACCUGGCGAUCGUUUCACGGCAAACGCGAAUAAGACAAACAAAACUCUCUUUGCAAAGGUAUUGUAACUCCGAAAUCUCUUGAUCAGCUGUUUCCAGCACUAUAUCAGUCGACAGUGACGCAUCUUACAACCUUGCAAUAUGUAGCAAGGGAAAAAGUGCCUGACCGUUGCUCCUAUCAGUAACUAAAAGCUUUAAUCUUUUCUCUACUGGAAAUUGGCCUGGAAAGAUUACUCAAAGAUUACUAAAAAAGACUGAAAGCUAAUUUAAGUUUAUAGUAAAACCUUCAACAAAAGAGAAGAGCAGGCCGAUUUGUAGUGCCUUUAGAUAAAACCUGUCGGUUCGCGGUUUAAAUGUCAUUAAUUAAGUGAAAAUACCGAAAGAAAGUUCACGUAGUUAUAAAACAAGGUUGUGUUAAUUGAAAGUUCUUUGCGCCCGUCUUAUGGCACCUAUUUAACCCUAAUUUUGUCUCUCCUUCAUAUGAUGUAAAAUAACGCUUUUGUCUAAUUGUGAAUGAAACACUUUUAUAUAGCCAAAGUAUGAUGAUCGACUGGGCAAUUCUUUGCAUCACGCAUAUAAAAUUAAAAGCUUUUUAUUUUAAUUACCCUUUCAGGUUUGGAAUCCCAGCAAGAAACCUGGCCCGUGCCUGUGGGUUGUCGCAGGCUCAAUCCAGUGAGCCAAAAGUGCUGCUAUGGAAGGGUUAUCUCCAAGUUCCGACCAUGCAUUCGCCCCAAAUGUGGCUUUUUGUACUACAACCCUCUGAACCAGAAGUGCUGCUUUGGAAGGGUCAUCUCCAAGUUCCGACCAUGCAUUAUUCGCCCCAAAUGCGGUCUUGUAUACUACAACCCACUGAGCCAAAAGUGCUGCUAUGGAAGGGUUAUCUCAAAGUUCCGACGAUGCAUUCGCCCCAAAUGCGGUCUUGUAUACUACAACCCACUGAGCCAAAAGUGCUGCUAUGGAAGGGUUAUCUCAAAGUUCCGACGAUGCAUUCGCCCCAAAUGCGGUCUUGUAUACUACAACCCACUGAGCCAGAAGUGCUGCUUUGGAAGGGUCGUCUCCAAGUUCCAGCCAUGCGUUCGCCCCAAAUGUGGCUUUUUGUACUACAACCCACUGAGCCAGAAGUGCUGCUUUGGAAGGGUCGUCUCCAAGUUCCAGCCAUGCGUUCGCCCCAAAUGUGGCUUCUUGUACUACAACCCACUGAGCCAAAAGUGCUGCUUUGGAAGAGUCGUCUCCAAGUUCCAGCCAUGCGUUCGCCCUAAAUGCGGCCUUGUAUACUACAACCCACUGAGCCAAAAGUGCUGCUAUGGAAGGGUUAUCUACAAGUUGCAGCAAUGCGUUCGCCCUAAAUGCGGCCUUGUAUACUACAACCCACUGAGCCAAAAGUGCUGCUAUGGAAGGGUUAUCCCAAAGUUCCGACCAUGCGUUCGCCCCAAAUGUGGCUUCUUGUACUACAACCCACUGAGCCAGAGGUGCUGCUAUGGAACGGUUGUCUCAAAGUUUGUAGUAUGCAAACCUCGCGCCAGAUGU
Porites evermanni is the source of this 24057-nucleotide messenger RNA. Lineage: Eukaryota; Metazoa; Cnidaria; Anthozoa; Scleractinia; Poritidae. The record is from the annotation of a GenBank genome assembly.